CAGUGCACUUCCACACUCCUACGAAACGGCAGCUUUCCCCGGAUAGUUCUCGGCAUACUCUACAAUGGGUGUUCCAAACAACAGCCUGCAUGAGCUGGAACGCCAGCGCCUCGAACUCGAGGGGAACAUCUCGAAGCUACAAGAUUCCCUCUACCACUGGAGGACGUGGGAGGCCGAAUACGAUGGCCUCAAAGACGAGAUAAACGAGCUGGACGACGAUGCGACAAUGGAUGACUACCUCCGAGUAGGACGCGACUUUGGUGGCUCCCUGGUCAAUGAAGAGGAAGUCAAAGUGAUUUUGGGAGAGAAACAAGGCGUGACGCGAACCAAGCAACAGGCGGUUGAUCUGGUAACGAGGCGAAUCGACUACGUGAAGCAAAAUGCGUCGACUAUAGAGAAACGGCUACGUGCGGCAGAGGAUCAACUGUACGCGCUCGACUCCCAAGAUCGGUUACCGGUGGAACCUACGGCGGACUUUCCUAUGACUGAGAUUUUCGAAGAACUCGAUGAAAAUGGCGAGAUUAUUUCAAGCAAGACAACAACACCCGGCAGCGAGGCCACCGAUCUUUUGGAGGUUUUGAAGAAGGCUGGUGUGAAGGAUAUACCUGAUGUGGCUAAGGCCGAUACUGGCGUAUCGAGCUCGUCUCAGCAAGUCACUCAGACUACGGAGGAGGCGUCUUCCGCAAAUAGUCUUGGGAAAGAUGAUACAUCCGCCAGCGAGGAGCCCUCCGUCAAAUCUGGAAGUGAUGCGAAAAACACAGGCUCUGCGUUAGACCCGACCGUCGAAGUUCAUGGCGAGCGUCCUGUUAUGGAAGUCGACGAGUCUCCGGAAGAUGCUAAAUUACGCCGUGAGAUGCUCCAGUAUAGUCUGAACGAAGUCGGGUCUGUCGUGGCGGAGCUUGAGUUGGACGAAGACGCAAGUGAUAUUUCUGUUGAUGAGGACUAUGAUGCUUAUGAUUAUGACGAUGACGAAGAUGAAGAGGAGGACGAAUACGGAAGGAGCACUAGGCGUGUUUUGAGCGAAGACUAUCACCGUCAGAUGCGCGAGCUGGAGGAAAAGCUCAAUGCUCGGGGAAUGUGGAAUGCCGGAAAAGACACGCAAACGCUUCCGACCGAAAUCAAGCAAGACCUAGAUCAGCCCAGUGUUGUUCGUGUCGAGAAUAAGGCAGACACGAGUAGCGAGCCAGUCAAGGAGAAAAAACCGAAGAAGAAGGUUGCUUUUGCUGACGAACUCGACAUCGCUCCGGCUUCCAAGCCUACAGUUGUGGAGAAGAAGGUCGCUCCGGUCCGAGAGUCUAACGUGCCUGUUCUUCAGGAUGCUGUUGUUGAACGCACAGAACCUGCUCGGAAAGAAUCUGUGCAGAGUGACGCCCCGAAGAAAGUAUCCCGGUUCAAGAGUGCCCGGAAAACCAACAACGCGACUGAAGACGCCACUGCGUCAACAACCCAACCUAGCAACACUUCUCGACCUGCCGAACCUCGCUCGGCUCUACGCAAGACUGAGACAUCUACCACUGGGCCAGCUCUACCUCUGUUCCCUGCUAAACCAGCGGAACCCAAGCCCUUCUCCCAGCCUAUCUCCGACAUCGUGGAGCAAGAAGACCCUACACCCAGGGGCCCCGAAGGGAAGAUUCUUGCCGAUACGCUCGUUGAACGGGAGACCCCAGCAGGUCCAGCAGUAGCACCAGAGCCCGAUGAGCUCGACGAGCAGCUGCAUAAGAAGGAGAUUGCAACAGAGUUCUACAAGAUCCGGAACCGCAUGAUCCAGCAAAAUGGCGGCUUCGUAGGCGAGGAGCCGGAAAUUGUGCCGAUUGAGACUGAGGAUGCGCCUAGACGGGUGAGCAAAUUCAAGGCUGCCCGCAUGAGGUAAGACUCAGAUAGAACGAAACCCAAACAGAUACCCAAUAUAUACCGAUGCACAGAUGCAUGAUACUGCGACCUUUUCAUUCUACUAUUGUGCCGUAGAAAGGACCGAAACCAAGGUAGUCUCUGCCUUGGCAUGAAUAUACCACUUUCCCAUGGUAUAGUCAUUCAAACUUCGAAGUCCAAGAAUGAAGAAUAGGGCUCUCUGACUGUGCUUCCGUUACUGGGUGUAUUGGGCUCAAUUGAGUACUUACGGCCAGUUACAGAUGGAGACAUGGUUACGUUUCACCCUCGACAUCCUACACAUAUAUAUACCAUGAACCUUCUCAAACUCUCUGUAGGAGUGGUUGUGGCAAUAGUCUAGGUCUAAUGUGAACCAUGUACCUGGAUAACUAUAAGAUUUCUGCCUUAUGUCCAGUUUCCAUGGGAUGGGGUAUAAAUAAGCGCUGUUUCUCCGCAGUUAAGCAUCUAUCAAUGAUACCCAGAUACUACCUGAUAUCCAAG
Messenger RNA from Aspergillus neoniger CBS 115656, 2367 nucleotides. Its product is annotated as prefoldin-like protein. The record is from RefSeq and is a predicted model, not a curated record. The transcript has a single exon. Gene Ontology annotation, biological process: negative regulation of phosphatase activity; negative regulation of transcription by RNA polymerase II. Bases 65 to 1870 code for a protein of 601 amino acids. Gene Ontology annotation, molecular function: chromatin binding; transcription corepressor activity; phosphatase inhibitor activity. NCBI's taxonomy places the organism in Eukaryota, Fungi, Ascomycota, Eurotiomycetes, Eurotiales, Aspergillaceae.